AUGUCCAAUAUUCUCCGCGUCUUUUCGAAAAAUGCGCGCUCAUUGACACAGCCGUCUAACACCCGUAUCGUUGCACUAGAGCGUUCAUUUCACUCGCCCUUUGUAGUGCUCAACUCUCCGGCUUCGAACUCACCGCCAGUGUCGGCGUCACAGUACGAAAAACAACAUGACCACUCUCCUGAACCCCAAAUAUCAUCAGCUGGCACGCGCACUUAUGUGGUAUCAGAGCCUGAUCCUGCCGAUGCCCCUUACGCGGUGCCAUCAGGCGCAUAUCCCACUACAACGCCUUACGUCGACUUCAAACCCACAGACGCCCCCAAGUCUGAGGGUAAAUACAAUGCAGGCAGCGCGAGCAUUCCCCAUUCUUUUACAACUCGUGCUAUUCCAAGAAGUAAAAACAGCGUUGAUAAUAAUAUGAGAUAUGGAGAGGCACCCAAACUUCGCGACAGAAACCUAUCCCCUGAUUCGGAUGUAGUCCUGCGUUGGUCCAAACUAGGCGUAGAGGGCGCAUGGAAAAAGCGGAAAUAG
Molecule: messenger RNA, 528 nt
Organism: Suillus fuscotomentosus
Lineage: Eukaryota; Fungi; Basidiomycota; Agaricomycetes; Boletales; Suillaceae
Exons: 2
Coding region: 1-528 (175 amino acids)
Source: RefSeq, a predicted model, not a curated record